This is a messenger RNA of Vavraia culicis subsp. floridensis, 2007 nucleotides long. RefSeq lists its product as uncharacterized. Bases 1 to 2007 code for a protein of 668 amino acids. NCBI's taxonomy places the organism in Eukaryota, Fungi, Microsporidia, Pleistophoridae. The record is from RefSeq and is a predicted model, not a curated record. The transcript has a single exon.
AUGAUUUUUGUCAGCAAACUAUUGUUGAUUCAUCAAUGUUUAUGUACCAAAAAAAGUAUUAAAGAGGGUGAUGACGGUUCAGAAUACGUGUACACAGAGGAAGAACUUAAGUAUGAUGUUGAACACUUACUGGAUGGACCUAAGCAAGAAUCGGACAAAAAAUGUGCCCGCAUUGUGAAAUAUCUCAAGGAGCUAAACAAUCAAACACUCGGUAAGGAUCUAAAAAGAUGCAACAGGUACAUGAACAGGCAAAUCUUUUAUCACGAGUAUUCAAAGGCAAUACAAUUUAUCUACGAAGCAGAGAAGUUCAGCUUAUACUUUUCUGCUCAACAGGAAGAUAAUGCAGAGCCAAUGGGAGGAUUGAAGGUUUUGAUUGACAAGAAGAAGAUUAAGAGGAUGAAAGGUAUUUUUAAAAAACUCGACCGUGUAUAUUUGACAGUUAUUGUUCGUAGUUCCUCAAAAAAUUUGUAUGAUGCCAAUCUCGGUGAUAAAAUGCCGCAAUUUGAUUUCAUUACCGAUUUAUAUCUUCUAAACCUGACGCAUCUACAUGCACAUCGGAACGGUGAAUCUUGUAAAACAGUGCAAGACUUCAUUAGUCUCAAAAAGGUUCGUAAAUUACGAACACUUAAAGUGAAGCAUAUGUUAGUUAUGGAUGAAUUUUUAGAGAAAGUGAGUAGCAUGAAACUGGAAAGUCUAAGUUUUACUGAAUGUGUUUUUCUCACUUAUAAAGCUGUGCAACAAUGGGAAGAAAUUAAGGUGACUUUUGCAAAGUCAUAUAAGACUAUCUGCUUCAGUAAGUGCAAGAGGUAUGUGGAAUACUUAUCAUCUUAUGCUUUAGGUCGAAAGUACUCUAUGGCGAUCAAAAUCAAUCUAAAUAAAUGCACAAAACUAUGCAAUCUGACGGUAAACAUGGAUGACUGUGCGAGUGUUAUACUCAGUAAACAAAUAGUAAGUGGUCUACGGUAUUUAUCAUUAGGCGAGAACUAUUGUGGACUACCGCUUUCGUCUUCUAAGUGUCAGGGUGCUCGACUAGAAUUUUUAACAAUUGACACAAGAGAUCUAGAGCUCGCUGUCAAUUUUCUAAAGGAAAUUAACCGAAAUGAACUCAAGCAUUUAGUAUUGAUUUGUUAUGUUUGUGAUGUUUCCAAUUUAUUUAACCUAAAAUUUGCCGCUCUUGAAGUUUUAGAAAUUGAUGCUGGCGGUAAUAAUUUGGAGUUGAAGGAUAAAAGCACAAUUGAAGUAAAAAUGAAAAAGUUGGAAACACUGAGAAUAAAUUGCUGGCGUGUAGAUAAAGAACUCAUGCAGAUGAUAACUGAACUGGAAACGUUGAAACAUCUUGAAAUGCUUGUAAGAAGUUGGAAUGUCAAGUAUGAACUUGUAUUGAGGCAACUAAGCAGUUUAAAGGGACCAAUAGAAAAACUUUUUGUUAAUUCUAGGCUGACCAUUAGUGAAUUGGUAAGGUUGAUAGAACCUUUGAACGAGCUGAAAGAAUUUUACAUAGACGGUAGAUCCAUAUUUCUAUUAUCUGAUAGCCCCGCCAAUCGAAAUGAUGACAAAUUCCGAUCUGUGAAAGUUGAUUCAAACAAACAGAAUUUGGUGAAGAGCAGGAAUGUGGUGCAUCUAAAACUCCACACUCUCCAUAUAGGCUUAGAUUCAGCUUAUAAAGAACUAAUCCAACUUAUGUUAUGUCAAGAUUUUGAAGCUUUCGCAGGUAUUAAGAAACUGGUGAUAUUUGAAGCACCAAUAGAUUCUUGGACAAGAUUAGAAAGAAUUCAGAAGUUAUCAGAAAUUUCGCCAGAUCUGCUAAAUAGCUUGAUCAAAAAUAUUUUUGAAACUUUCAAACAGCUUGAUGUACUGAUUAUCUGUUAUAAGAGUUCUUGCAUUUCUGUAGAAGAAGCGCAUAUUCUUCGUAAGCUUUUUUCUGAGAAGUGCAGAUCUCUUAAGGAACGAUGCGAGUGGUCAGAUGAGUGCGAUGAAGAACAAACAAUUUUCGAGCUUCAUAAGUAA